AUGGAGACGGUAGAUAGCGCGCGUGAAGAAGAAGAUGUGGAGAUGUGGAAAGCAGCUCUGGAUGAAGAUGCUUUUGAUAAACUUAGUGAGACAGAUAUAAGCUAUGCAACAACACAUGUAUCAACUUCUAUGAAUCUAGAGCCUAGCCAACGACAAGAGCAAUCAAGUACACAUCGACUGAGAAUUGGUGCAACUACUAGGCAAAGAUUCAAGCGCAAAAACUUUAGUAAACAGCUACAACUCCUGUGUCUUCAACGUUAUGCACAAUACGCACGAGACUAUGGUCAUCUUCCGGUAAAAUACGAGACACAGCAGAUUCUACAGCAGAGUUAUUUGCAGUUCCUGAAAGAAGGUGGUACGGCUGAUGAACCUCGACUUACUCAUGCAGAAUUCCUGAAACUUAUACGUAAUCGACGUCGAGAGAUAAAUGUAAGAUUGCAAUGUCCAUCGAAGCAAAAUAAGGACGAACACGUGACGGUUAGGAAGAUGGCGGCACUUACGCCUGCUAAAAGGAAAUUACAAGAGGAGCAUGCUAAAAUUCAAGAACUUAUGGAAGUGAUUGAUAGAGCAAGAGAACAAACAGGAUCAACUCUCGACCUUGGGCGUCAAGAGCGACGUCUUCGAUCGCAGCAAGCUGCAGUAAAGCCGAGCCAUGCACAGCAGCACCAACAGCAGCUUCCAACGACAGUGGCACCGUCCACGACAAAUAAUGUACCGUCACUUCGUAUGCCAUCCGAUUCAAUAGGACCAAUAGAGGCAAUAUUACAGAUUCAUUUGGAAACACGGGAGGUGCAACGUGAGAUUGCAGCAAGGCUGCGAUCUAUCAGUCGCAUAAUAAGCCAGCAUGAAAGUCAUGGAGAUAUUGAAACACCACCAAGUGCUAGCGUGUGA
Messenger RNA from Peronospora belbahrii, 891 nucleotides. NCBI's taxonomy places the organism in Eukaryota, Oomycota, Peronosporomycetes, Peronosporales, Peronosporaceae. The record is from the annotation of a GenBank genome assembly.